UGCUGCCAGCCACAGAUCCUGUGACUGAUCAGAUUCAGAGGUAUUCAUCGUUGCCGGCGGAUACCAUCCCCUAGCUUGCAUUCAUGGUGGUCGCAAGGCACUUGGUGCGAGGUUACUUGAUUCUCGGGUUGAUUAUUUCUAUCGUUCACGCCCUUAGCCUGUUGCCAGGCUGCUUCACAAAUGACGCCCAUCCGAGGGCAUGUGUUCCUGGAGGAGUGGUAGCUCUUCAGUCAGAGUGGUCUCUCCUUGAUGCUACCGAAGCAGGCGUUGCAGUCAUGGUGGUCGCAAGGCUCUUGGUUCGGGGUUACUUAGUACUCGGGUUGAUGAUUUUAAUCGUUCAUCACCAAAGCCUGUUGCCAGGCUGCUUCACAAAUGACGCCCAUCCGAGGGCAUGUGUUCCUGGAGGAGUGGUAGCUCUUCAGCCAGAGAGGUCUCUCUUUGAUGCUUCCAAAGUGCGCGCUGUGAGCCUCGGAGGAUGGCUUGUCAUUGAGAAAUGGAUGAAGACUUCGUUGUUUGAUGGCAUACCAGAUGGCGACCUUCUUGAUGGAGCGCAAAUUUCACUCCAGUCCAUUUCCAGAGGGACUUACCUAUCAGCAGAAAGAGGUGGAGGAGAUCGAAUGGUCGUCAAUAGGACUGCUAUAUCUACGUGGGAAACAUUCAAGGUAUGGCGAGUAUCUGCUGGAGUAUAUCAGUUGCGAGUCUUCAACAAAAUGUUUGUGUCAGCAAUGAACGGGGGUGGAGGAGCCGUACUUGCAUCUGCAGCAAGUCCAGCUCAAUGGGAGUCAUUUAAGAUACACCGCAAUCCAUCACAGUCGUCUAUGGUUCACAUUCAAGCUUAUAACGGCAUGUAUCUUCAGGCCAGAGAUAGAAACCUGCUGACUGCGGACUUGAAAGAUGUCCCAGGAUGGAAUAAGAACGAUGCUACGUUUAUUAUGGUAGUUAACACCCCUCUAGGAGGCGAGUAUCAGCUCGCUAAUGGAUGGGGUGCUGAAGCGGCAGUGAAUGUUUUUCAAAAACAUAGGGAGUCUUUCGUUCAAGAGAGUGACUUUAGGUUCCUCGCUUCGAAAGGAAUAAAUGCAGUACGCAUCCCAGUUGGAUAUUGGAUAGCAUCAGACCCAAACCCUCCAGCGCCGUAUGUCUCAGGGUCCCUUCAGGCCCUGGACAACGGAUUUCAAUGGGCCAAUAAUCAUGGCAUAAAGAUUAUCAUUGACCUACACGCCGCCCCAGGCUCCCAGAAUGGACAGGAGCACAGCUCUUCACGUGAUGGUAUUGCGGAGUGGGCUGUACAAGUAGGAAUAGACUACAUUGGCGAGUCCAUCAAGACUAUUGACUUCCUAGCAAGCAGGUAUGGCAACAACCAAGCGCUAUUGGGGAUCGAGCUUCUGAAUGAGCCGGGUGCAGCUGUAGUCCCCUUGGAUGUCCUAAAGGAUUACUACGCAAGGGGAUAUAGUACAGUGCGAAAGUACACAUCUUCCGCCUACGUUAUCAUGUGCCAGCGGAUAGGAGGAGAUUUUACAGAGCUUGCGAACGUCUUACCUGCAGACAAAGUCGUCCUUGAUGUUCAUUUCUACAACCUUUUCAAUCAUGAACUCUUCGAUAAAAAAACUCCUGAGUGGAAUAUUGAUUUCGUGUAUAAUGAUCGCCUCAGUCUGGUAAAGAGACUCAACACUGCUGGAAAUGCUCUAAUCUUCGUGGGUGAGUGGACGAAUGAGUGGAUGGUUGAGAAUGCGUCUCAAUCAGAUUACCUGAGGUUUGGGGCUGCUCAACUUCAAGUCUUCGGCCAAGCCACAUUUGGUUGGGCUUAUUGGUCUUACCAACACCAGCUCUAUCGUUGGUCAUUCAAGCAAUCUGUGCAACAAGGCUACCUAAAUGCCCCCACGAGUGGAUGGUAGAAGGAGAACCGUAUCAAAAUCCAAAUGAAUACGCAUAACGGAAAUUUCUUAAUCUUUUUUUAACAUCUUGCUCACUUAAGCAAAGAUUUGUCGGUCAGCUAAGUUUUUGGACUCACCUUGCUGAACCAUGCCAAGAGAAAGUGGCAAUUUUCUCGCAAAGCUUUAAAGUACAGCUGUACGCUAUCUUCACUUUUGACCUGAUGUUUUCCAGGCUAUAUAGGUUCUCUGAACAGCACACCGCGACCUUCUCUCUUAAAAUGUCUGUCUUCUUGUGCUUGGAGCCUGGCAAUUGAACUGCCAUUUGCAGCCGCCUCUGCACUACAUGUCGAGGCUGAAGAUUAUAAACAUAUUUCUUUAAACCGGUUAUCGUCGCUCGGUCAGAGGGCGAGAAAUCAGUGAUUUUAUCGUAAUCAAUUUGUUAGAAGCCGGACUUUAACCUGUAAGUUAUGAGGAAAGUUAUGUCAUGUGUAGUUGCUCAAGUCAUUGAUACAUUAUAUCAAACAUUAUUAUAAUAUAUUCAUUGGAGUAAUUACAAGCAGAUGCAUCAAGUGGUUCGCAGUCCUUGAACGUUGGAUCCAGCAACUUAUGUAUGACUGUGUGCAAUUAAAGUGCUUGGACUGUCGUUCCGGCUGAAAGACGACUUGCAACCUCGCUCGUCAGUUUCAUAUAUUUUGCGACCAAUAAGGUGUGUUGUCCCGUACUCUAAAAACUGGAUGGUGGUAGCUGCGAAUUGUCAGGUCGAUCGGAAGCUGUUGAAGGAUCUGUAAGGAGCACUGACCAGGACACACGCUGCAAUCGAGGAUUGGAUGUGGUUAGUACCCAUUUCAUCCUGCGCUUACCCAUUGUUAGAUAAUUGGAAAUUCUAGUACAAGUCAGAGCGCCUCUAUCACACACAAAACGGCUUUGGUCUGAAUGAAGGUUUCUCGGAACUAGCACAUGUGUGUAGCAAGUUGGAGGUUUCGAAAGGAGAGUUAUUGAUAAUCGUUCGGUUGAAGCUGUUGUCACGGCAACUCAGAGAACAGUCAGCAGCACAAACGAGACAUGGAGCUCACUUCUGAGCGUUUUGACGUAACCUUGUCGUGACUCAGAGUAGUGGAGAGUGGCUGCUCCCCAAUCUGUUGGGAAGGACUUUACACGUGACUUUGCAAUGAAUUUGUGACUCAUGGCCAAGUCUGAACAAACUACGAGACUAUUUUCUGCAACCCUGUUCUCGAUUUUGCCGAUUGCUGCAGCUGACGAGAGUCCGAUCUCUAUUGGAAGUCCCAGCUCUGGCCCCGCCGAGCAACUGUCAUGAUCUCCACCACCGCGUGCUCCACCGACGACUCCAGAUCAGUGCUCCCCAUGAUGCUGACUUUCUUGCUUUUCCUGGAAGAAGACGAGGUUGUUCCCAGCGCACAGUGCUGUACUGGCUCGUAGUACGCCUUGACUGCAAGCAAUUGUUUUACCCCGACUCCAUUGUCAACCACACUGGGGGAAUCUCAUGCCUGCCCUUUGCCAAUUCACUACUGACCUGAGCUAUGACUGUGCUGCCUUCAUCUGGGUAGGAGGUCCAGUGAUGAUUCUGAUAAGAGCACUAUCCUCUCACACUAUCCCUUUCGUUUCUUUUUAACUUGCUUUGAAAAAUGAGAUCAAGUGUAGAAUUUACAUGAAAAGCUGUUCGCCUUUUGUGUCCUUAGAUGGGCUGACACAAGAUUGAUUAUAAAAUGGGCGCAGAGGAGAGGAUUUAUUCGUACAGGAAGAAUGUGAUUGGAUUUGUAGUUAUGGUCAGCUUCGUUAUAGCUUGCAUUAUUUGUUGGUAUCGCUAUACCUAUCCAUAAAAAGCUCAGGAAAAGAAGACCUUCACCUCUUGUUCUGAAGACAGGGUUCCAGGGCGAGGAACCUGGCAGCGAUUACUGAGACCUCAAGUUGGAUGGAAUACCAGCACACUCACACAGCAAUUUAAUCAACAUUUUCGUGGACUCAGCUCAUUUAACUUUCCGAUCCAUGUACUGCGAAGACACCCCCCCCCCCCCCGUAAAGAUCACCGAAGCGUGGGAUGAGCGCUGCAUUGUGCUUGUCUAGUUCACAAUGCAGCUCAUGAAGAAAACAGUACAAUUGUAAGAAUCUGACUUCGCAUUCAGUUGAUUAUAGCAUUCAAGAAGCUGGUCUAAGAACAUUCAAUGCUCAAGAAUGGGAGGCCUUCGAGAGUUUCUUUAGAGGCAUACUCUGAAACGCAGGAGACAGUUACUGCAGAGAUCAAGUGAUGCAGAUUUGACGCGUUGGGAAGUAUCGUUUUCUGUUCUUUCAAGCACAAUGCUUUCACUGUGGCUGGCCUACAGCACGGUAUGUUUGUGAGAUUAUCAUUUUACCAGGAGGUAUGUUUGUUCCAAGGCCAGAUGAAUAUUUUCCAAUUUUUACUCAAGAAAUUAAGUCAGGGGGAGUGUAAAAAAUCCUUCCUAUCAAUAUUAAGUAGUUGUUCUUCUAAUCGA
Physcomitrium patens is the source of this 4360-nucleotide messenger RNA. RefSeq names its product putative glucan 1,3-beta-glucosidase A. Gene Ontology annotation, biological process: establishment or maintenance of cell polarity; polysaccharide catabolic process; actin filament bundle assembly. NCBI's taxonomy places the organism in Eukaryota, Viridiplantae, Streptophyta, Bryopsida, Funariales, Funariaceae. Gene Ontology annotation, molecular function: hydrolase activity, hydrolyzing O-glycosyl compounds; actin filament binding. The record is from RefSeq and is a predicted model, not a curated record. Gene Ontology annotation, cellular component: actin cytoskeleton; cytoplasm.